This is a messenger RNA of Neopelma chrysocephalum (saffron-crested tyrant-manakin), 1684 nucleotides long. RefSeq names its product zinc finger protein 501-like. Gene Ontology annotation, cellular component: nucleus. The transcript is spliced from 3 exons. The coding region runs from base 139 to 1614 and encodes 491 amino acids. Gene Ontology annotation, molecular function: DNA-binding transcription activator activity, RNA polymerase II-specific; RNA polymerase II cis-regulatory region sequence-specific DNA binding. The record is from RefSeq and is a predicted model, not a curated record. Gene Ontology annotation, biological process: regulation of transcription by RNA polymerase II. Lineage: Eukaryota; Metazoa; Chordata; Aves; Passeriformes; Pipridae.
AGCGGGAGGAACGGGAGGGGAGAAAGGAGGAAAAGGAAACGAGAGAGGAUCGCCCCGCCCCAGCCCGCAGGGUCCUGGGAAGAAGGAGCUCGUCCCAAAGAUCUCGACCAGGAUUUCUCCUUCCCAAACCUUGGCUGGAUGGAGGAGAAGACUGUGAGGAAGAGGAAGAUGCCCCAGGACGCCCAGGCAGGCCCCGAGCUGAGGAUGGAGAGCCCGGAGGACAAAUCCCCCCGUCAGAGCCUGGUGGGAGAGGCCGUUUUGAAGGGCUCCACGGUGCAGGAAGGCAGCGGGGAGGAAAAGCCACGAAGGUACCCCAGGAGGAGGGGCUCCAAAGCCAGCCCAGGGUGCUCUGAGGAGGAAAGACCCAGCCUGUGCCAGGAAGACGGCCAGAGCUUGAGCCAGAGCUCCAACCAGGAGGUCCAUGAGCAGCUUCACAGCAGAGAAAAGUCCUUCAAGUGCUUGGAGUGUGGGAAGUGCUUCAGGCAGAGCUCCCACCUCCUUUCCCACCAGCGCAUCCACACUGGAGAACGUCCUUACACAUGUGGGAAAUGUGGGAAGAGCUUCAGUGAAAGCUCCAGCCUGAGCAGACACCAGAAGAUCCACACUGAGAAACGACCCUACAAGUGCUUGGAAUGUGGGAAGUGCUUCAGGCAGAGCUCCAACCUCCUUGCCCAUCAGCAUAUCCACACUGGAGAACGUCCCUACACAUGUGGGAAAUGUGGGAAGAGCUUCAGUGACAACUGCACCCUGAGCAGACACCAGAAGAUCCACACUGAGGAACGACCCUACAAGUGCUUGGAAUGUGGGAAGAGCUUCAAUGACAGGUCAAGCCUGAGACGACAUCAGCAUAUCCACACUGGAGAGCGGCCCUACAAGUGUGGGAAAUGUGGGAAGAGCUUCAGCCGCAGCUCCCACCUGAUCAUCCACCAGAUCAUCCACACUGGGGAGCGACCCUACAAGUGCUUGGAAUGUGGGAAAAGCUUCAGUGACAGCUCCUACCUCCUCACCCACCAGAAGAUCCACACUGGGGAACGGCCCUACAAGUGUGAGGAAUGUGGGAAGAGCUUCAUAAAGAGCUCCAAUCUCCUCAGCCACCAGCGCAUCCACACUGGGGAACAGCCCUACACGUGUGGGGAAUGUGGGAAGAGCUUCAGACAGAGUUCCCACCUGAUCCACCACCAGCAGAUCCAUACUGGGGAACGGCCCUAUCCAUGUGAAUGUGGGAAGAGCUUCAGCCGCAUUUCCAGCCUCCUCACCCACCAGCGGGUGCACAGCGGAGAGCGGCCCUACACCUGCUUGGAGUGCAGGAAGAGCUUUAGCGACAGCUCCACCCUCAUCCGCCACCAGAAGAUCCACACCGGGGAACGGCCCUACAAGUGUGGGGAAUGUGGGAAGAGGUUUCAGACCAGCGGGAAUCUCCUCAAGCAUCAGCGGACGCACACGGGGGAGAGGCCCUUCCGCUGCACCGACUGUGGGAAGAGCUUCAACCAGAGCUCCCACCUCGUCAGGCACCGGCGCAUCCACAGCGGGGAGAGGCCCUACAAGUGUGACGAGUGUGAAAAGAGCUUCUCCCACAGCUCUACCUUGACCAAACACCAACGGACCCACCAGUAAGAGAAGUCCUGCAAGUGCCCUGAUUGCGGGAAGAGCUUUGUCUGCUGCUCCAACUCCAUCAACCAUCAAA